AUGGGUCACGAGUCGAGUGCCCAUCAUGGGGAGAACAUCGCUAUGGCCGGUCUCCCCACGAGCUACGCCAGUGCCUCUUCAAGCACCGAUGCCUCCAUGGUCGACAACUACACAGGCGGAAAGCCUGUCCGCCCUGUGGCCGGCGUGGACACCCCCAUCCCCCGCGUGACCGCUCGUUCGUUGGUGAUGGCGCUUUUUGUCUCCAUGGGCGGUCUGCUCUUUGGUUACGAUACUGGUCAAAUCUCAGGCUUCCAGGCUAUGAGCAACUAUCUGCGACGGUAUGGCGAAAUGACCGGAAAUGGUGAUUACAAAUUCAGCAAUACCCGGUCCGGACUGAUUGUCGGCUUGCUUUCCAUCGGUACUUUGAUCGGUGCACUGUGCGCCGCUCCUGUCGCAGACAAAUUGGGCCGGAAAUACUCUAUUACCGUGUGGUGCAUUGUGCUCAAUAUUGGCUUGAUUGUUCAGAUUUCCACACCAUAUGGCCACUGGUGGCAGAUGGUCGUCGGUCGUUGGGUCACUGGUCUGGGAGUUGGUGGUUGCUCCUUGCUCGUACCCAUGUACCAGGGUGAGAGUUCGCCUCGUCACAUCCGUGGAGCCAUGAUCUGCUGCUAUCAGCUCUUCGUCACCUUGGGUAUCUUUCUCGCCUACUGCAUCAACCUGGGUACACACACACUGCAUGGCACAGCUCAGUGGCGGAUCACUCUGGGCCUCACUUUCCUCUUUGCCCUCGUCCUGGGAGGUGGUAUGCUUUUCUUCCCCGAGAGCCCUCGCUACGACUUCCGCCAUGGCAAGGUUGAUCGUGCCCAGAGAACACUGGCCAAGUUGUACGGUGUGCCUGAAAACCACGUCCGUAUUCUGGAGGAACUCGAGGAGAUUCGUGAGCAAUUUGAGAUGGAGACGGAGCAGCAGGUCUGGCACGAGUUCAUCACCGCGCCCCGGAUGUUCUAUCGCAUUGCCUUGGGCAUGGCUCUUCAAAGUCUGCAGCAGCUGACCGGUGCCAACUACUUCUUCUAUUAUGGUACAACCAUUUUCCAAGGUGCCGGUAUCUCCGACAGCUUCGUCACCCAGGUGAUCCUUGGCGCCGUCAACUUUGGAACUACCUUCGGUGGUCUAUACGUCGUCGAAAACUUCGGUCGUCGCAAGUCUCUCAUGUUCGGUGCCGGGUGGAUGUUCAUCAUGUUCAUGAUCUUCGCCUCUCUGGGUCACUUUGCGCUCGAUGUCGCCCACCCCGAGAACACUCCAGGAGUGGGUAAGGGCAUGAUCGUUGUGACCUGCCUUUUCAUCGCCGCGUACGCCAUGACCUGGGGUCCCAUGGUUUGGGCCAUCGUUGCCGAGCUUUUCCCGUCCAAGUAUCGUGCCAAGGGUAUGGCUCUCGCCACAGCCUCCAACUGGGCAUGGAACUUCCUCAUCUCGUUCUUCACCCCUUUCAUCACCGGUGCGAUUGACUUUGCCUAUGGCUACGUCUUUGCUGGUUGUCUCCUUGUCGGCAUCUUUGUUAUUUACUUCUUUGUGAUCGAGGGCAAGGGCCGUACCCUUGAAGAGCUCGACUACAUGUACGUUCACAAGGUUGCUCCCUGGAAGAGCAGCAAGUACGAGUUCCCUCAGCAGAGCUCGGAGUGGCAACCUGCGGAGACUUCUACUGGUCGCAAGGAUCGAGAGAUGCAGCACGCCGAGAACGCAUAA
Molecule: messenger RNA, 1683 nt
Organism: Penicillium diatomitis
Lineage: Eukaryota; Fungi; Ascomycota; Eurotiomycetes; Eurotiales; Aspergillaceae
Product: sugar porter family MFS transporter
Exons: 2
Coding region: 1-1683 (560 amino acids)
Biological process (GO): transmembrane transport; carbohydrate transport
Cellular component (GO): plasma membrane
Molecular function (GO): carbohydrate:proton symporter activity
Source: RefSeq, a predicted model, not a curated record